AUGGCGCACGCUCCGAAAUCUACUGCUCUGGCCACCAAGGCGACAGAGACUACCGUCGCGAAAUCAGAUUCGAAGUCGCCUUAUCAGCUCGAUUCCGCACAGACGCUCCGCGCUUCGACUGCUCUUCUCAAGAAAAUCCAGAAAGACGAGGAAGCGAAGACGUCGACGGCCGAGAAGACAAAUCUUCUCGCAGACGUCGAUGACGAGGAGCCGGAGGACGAGACACCCAUAUGGCUCAUCCUUACCACCAAAAAGCACAUUGUCGACAAGAAGCGCUUAAAGCCUGGAAAGAUCGUACUUCCGAAUCCUUGGCUGGGGAAGGACAAGGAGGGACUGAGAAUCUGUCUGAUCGCCGCGGAUCCGCAGAGAAGAUACAAGGAGCUCAUCGCCCAGCCUGGUUUCCCGCUGGAUCUGGCGGGCAAGAUCGGAAGGGUGAUCGGGAUGGAGAAAUUGAAGAGCAAGUACAAGAGCUAUGAGAGUCGGAGACAACUUCUCGGCGAGUAUGACGUCUUUCUCGCGGAUGACAGAGUGAUCACAUACUUGCCCAAGGUUCUGGGCAAGGUGUUCUAUAAGGGAGGCAGCAAGAGGCCUGUCCCUGUCAAUCUGGAAGGGAAGAAGCAGAAUUUCGACGAGACGGCUGGGGAGAAGAGGAAGAAGCUGAGUGAAGGCGGGACAAAGGUCCACAAAGAAGACGUGAAGCCCGAGGUCGUAGCGAGGGAAAUUGAGAGGGCUCUGGGGAGUGCACUGGUUCACCUGGCUCCGAGCACGACUACAGCUAUCAAGGUGGGCACUGCGAGACAGAGUCCGGAGGAGUUGCAAGCGAAUGUUGAAGCAGUGGCAGAGGCGAUGGUAGAGAGAUACGUGCCGCAGAAGUGGAGGAACCUAAGAGCGGUGCAUAUCAAAGGUCCCGAGACAGCUGCUCUGCCUAUCUGGAUGACCGACGAGCUUUGGGCGGACGAACAGGACGUGCUCGAGGAAGCCCCGAAGGCGAAUGAAGGCAAGAAGCGGAAGCACGGCGCUUUGACGGAGGGCAGCACGGAAGAGGUCAUCGAGGUACCAGGACCUGAUGGCAAAAUGCGACGACUCGAGAAGCCCAUUUCAAAGCGAAAGAGCAUAGAAGCCGAGGUCAGCGUCCCUAUCAAGAAGCGGAAGAGUGAGUCUGCCGAGGACUUGGAAGCUAAGGAGAAUGAGAAGGCCGAGAAGGCCGCUCGCAAGGAAGCGCUGAAGAAGCAGAAAGAGGCUGCCAGAGCGGAUACUACUGCUGCAGCCUCAGAGACGAAGAAGUCUGGAAAGAAAGUCAAGGCUUGA
Molecule: messenger RNA, 1308 nt
Organism: Lecanosticta acicola
Lineage: Eukaryota; Fungi; Ascomycota; Dothideomycetes; Mycosphaerellales; Mycosphaerellaceae
Source: the annotation of a GenBank genome assembly